This is a messenger RNA of Geodia barretti, 1667 nucleotides long. Lineage: Eukaryota; Metazoa; Porifera; Demospongiae; Tetractinellida; Geodiidae. The record is from the annotation of a GenBank genome assembly.
AAAUGCAUUAUUAUCGGUAAACAAUACCUGCAUUUUCUAUCAUCUCUACACAAAACACAUACACAUUUAUACAACAUGAUUAGGAGAUAUUGAGAUGGUCACAGCAGUACACAUGAACAUUUGGUGUCUCCGUCCCCACCAGACGACGGAGCCUCUGCCGGCAGUGUCUUCCGCUCAGCCACUUUCGACAAAAGGUCAUAGUACACCUUAUCCACAUUGACUUUGGUCUUGGCAGAUGUCUCUACGUACGGGACACCCCACUGAGCUGCCAUUGCAGCCACCUCUUCUUCAGUCACCUCCCGACUCUCCUCCGCCAGGUCCAGCUUGUUGCCCACCAAGAUGAUAGGAAUAUGGUCGUCCACCUUCACUCGUAAAAUCUGGUCACGGAAAUCACUGGCUGCGGCAAACGUCUCUCGGUCCACCAGAGAAAACACACAGAGAAAUCCUUCCCCGGACCUGAAGUAGUUGUCCCGCACGACGACAUAGUCUUCCUGGCCCGCCGUGUCCAGGAUGUCGAUCUGGCAUUCCCUGCCGUUCAGAGACACCUUCUUUCGAUAGCUGUCAGCCUUUGUGGGCUCGUAAUCCUCCACGAACUCUUCGUACAUGAACUGCAGCGUGAGUGCGCUCUUUCCUACACCUCCACUGCCAACCAUUAUCACCUUGUGUACAGGCAACUGCUCUCCUGUUCGAUCGCUCUUCUUGGCCAUCUUUCAGGAACUGCACUACUAAGAAUUGCUGACUUGGCAACAUGGUCACGUGACCGUCACGCGCACCCAACGACCACACCCACCCACGCACACCCACGCGCACGCAUACGUUGUGCCUCGCAAUAUAAUUAUGCUGUUAGCUGGGGGGAGAUGGAGUUCUUGAGCCUGCAGGUGGACUUUUUCGGCUCUACUACGGACAACGAGAUAGUUUCGACCCAUACCAUAUUCUGCAAAAAGCACACCGUAAGGCGGGAAGACCCAACCACACCUUCAGAUAGGACGCUAUUCUCACUAGGGUGGCCUCCUUAUUGCUCGGGAAACCAAGUAGAAGCGGUAUUUUCAAGGGCAGGCUAUGUAUCUGGCACAUUCCUGCAGGAGAAUGCUGGGCAGUUGGUGAAGAAGGCUGAUGCUGAAGGUGGUGGGCAGGGAGGGAGAGUUGCGUACGUGGUAUUCUCUCAGCCAGAGGAACUGGACCGUGCUCUGGGACUGUGUGGUGGUGGGGAGGCAGUGAGGUGUGACAUUGGAACAACUGGUGUGAGGAAAUGGUGUGAGGACUAUGCUAGUAGACGGCUAAACUCAACUGCUCUUGAUACCGCAGCUAAUCUGGUUGUAGGGCAGUAUGACAAUUGUGCAGCUUAUCAACCGAAAGCGAGAAAGCGGCUCUCCCAACCUGACAGUGAUGGGUGGGUGACUGUCACUUCAAGGAGACCACAGUCUAAUGGACCCCAGAACCCACGCAAAAAGAAAAAGGAAAAGAAAUUGACUAACUUUUACCUGUUCCAACAACGAGAGAGCAAGCGAGAGGCUGUGGCAGAGUUACGCAGAAAAUUUCUGAAGGACAAGGAGAGAGUUGCGCAACUUCGGACACAGAGAAGAUUCCGACCAUUCUAGCAAUUGUGCUCUUUUUUGCUGUCAUUAUAAUAAUAAUAUUAUGAUGAGGUGGAGUUAUGAGUCACUGUC